AUGUUCGCACGCACGAGCGCAGCAGCGCGCCUCCUCCGCUGCGGCGGCGCCCGCGCCCGAGCUGCCGGGCGCUCCCGGUCGCUGAGCGGCGCGACGGAGGUUGCUGCGCUCGGCAUCCCUGCCCAGGUGGUCGUCGCGGCGCAGGCCGCGACCGGCGCUCCGUGGUGGCUUGCGAUCGGCGGCACGACAGUGGCGCUCCGCGUCGGGAUGCUCCCGCUGCUGUGGUACCAGCUGGCGGAGACGCGCCGCUUCGGCGCCCUCCGGCCGCAGCUGGCGGCGAUUCGCGACGAGUGCCGUGCCAUCGAGCCUCCGUCUGCGCGCGCGGCGCAGACGUUGCUGCGCGGGUGGCGCUGCUGCCGCGCGGCGUCCGUCCAGCCGCUCGCGAUCGUGGCCGUGCCGCUGGUGCAGAUCCCACUGCUCAUCUGGUCGCUGGAGCUCCUCAAGGCGAGGCGGCCGGCGGAGGCGGUGGACGUGCUAUGGCCAGCCAUCUUGGCGGCGCCGCGCGAGGACUCCGGCCCGCUGCGCUUCCAGUGCGCGCUCGCGCUCCACAUGCAGUCGCAGCACGCCGCGUCGGCGGAGCUGCUCAAGCAGGUGAUCGAGCUCGAGCCGAGCUUCGCGGAGGCGCACCUCUGCCUUGCGCAGGUGUACACCGCGCUGGGGCUCGCCGCGGAGGCGGAGGCGGCGCUGGACGAGGCGGCGACGCUGCGGCCGGAGAUAGCCGGCUGGAAUGCAGAAAAAGACGAGAACACGAGCCCGUGGCCGUGGGCCGUGGCUCUGACUGGCACGAGGCUGCAGGCUGGUGCCGUAUGCCGAGCGUCCUCUUUUCGACGUCUUUUAUAG
This is a messenger RNA of Emiliania huxleyi CCMP1516, 840 nucleotides long. RefSeq lists its product as hypothetical. The transcript has 3 exons. Gene Ontology annotation, molecular function: membrane insertase activity; protein binding. Gene Ontology annotation, biological process: protein insertion into mitochondrial inner membrane from matrix; mitochondrial respiratory chain complex IV assembly. The record is from RefSeq and is a predicted model, not a curated record. Gene Ontology annotation, cellular component: mitochondrial inner membrane. Lineage: Eukaryota; Haptophyta; Isochrysidales; Noelaerhabdaceae. The coding region runs from base 1 to 840 and encodes 279 amino acids.